Messenger RNA from Drosophila willistoni, 2608 nucleotides. RefSeq names its product RNA-binding protein 39 (gene Caper). The transcript is spliced from 5 exons. Gene Ontology annotation, molecular function: RNA binding. The coding region runs from base 257 to 2095 and encodes 612 amino acids. The record is from RefSeq and is a predicted model, not a curated record. Gene Ontology annotation, biological process: mRNA processing. Gene Ontology annotation, cellular component: nucleus. NCBI's taxonomy places the organism in Eukaryota, Metazoa, Arthropoda, Insecta, Diptera, Drosophilidae.
CUUGUCCCUAAUCGAUAUGCAACACUACAAUUCUUGGGCAUUUUUUUCACGCUACGGAGAAAAAAUUAUUACUUCGGAAUAAAAAAAACUGUAUUUGAAAAACAAAUCAAUUGCAAAAGAAGUUCGUAAGUGGUACCACGAAUUACUCUGGACCGAAAAAACAACAUAUUUUGAUUUCUUCAAACGUGCCUAGACACACAAAAACGGAGCAAAAAAUCCUUGUGGAGCGAGACGGAAAAUCGAAAAUAAAUUAAACAUGGCCGAGGAUUUCGAUGUGGAAGCAAUGCUCGAGGCGCCGUAUCAAAAAAACAAUAUCAGUGCGGGCAGCGGGGGACGAGUUGGCGGUGGCGGACGUGGACGGAGUAGUGGCAGCGACAGUACUGGACAGGAUGAGGAUUAUGCUGAAAAUAAUGGUAAUGGUGGUUCUUCACGCAAUGGACGUGAAAGGAGCUUGAGCAAAAAACGCAGCAAGCGAUCGAGAAGUCGCAGUGGCUCUCGUGAUGGCAAAUCUAGACGUGAUCGCGGCAGCGAUCGUAGCAGUAAUCGUGAUAAAAACAGAGAUCGAGAACGUGACCGGGAUCGUGAACGUGAUCGUUAUCGUGAGAGCAGCAAACGCACUGGAAGCGAUAGAGAUCGUGAAAGAGAACGAGAACGGGAUCGAGACAAGGAAAGAUCAUCGAACCGCAGGAGUCGCUCACGUGAAGAUCGUGGACGUUAUGAGCGCAAUGAUCGAAAUCGUGAACGUGAUCGGGAUCAUGAUCGUCGAUCACGUGAACGUCGUGGCGGCAGUAAAUCCAUGCAGCGGGAUCGUUCAAAGGAACGUCGUCGACGCAGCCGUUCAAAGGAAUAUCAGCGCAAACGCUUGAGUCCCGUAAAGGAACGUCAUCAAACUCAUUCAAGGUCCAGGGAUAGAAACAGUCGCCGUCGUGGCAGCUAUUCACCCCAUCGUCGUUCACCCAAUGGCGGUGCUGGCGAUCGUACACCGCCCACUGAGCUCAGUCCGGAGGAGCGUGAUGCUCGGACUGUCUUUUGCAUUCAAUUGUCACAACGUGUUCGUGCCCGAGAUUUGGAGGAAUUCUUUUCCAGUGUCGGCAAGGUGCGAGAUGUCCGUAUGAUUACAUGCAAUAAGACGAAACGUUUCAAGGGCAUAGCAUAUAUUGAAUUCGAGGAUCCUGAAUCCGUGUCACUGGCCUUGGGUCUGUCGGGGCAACGUUUGCUCGGUGUACCAAUAAUGGUGCAACACACACAGGCCGAGAAGAAUCGUUUGCAAAAUGCUGCACCAGCUUUUCAACCCAAGAGUCAUACAGGGCCCAUGCGUUUGUAUGUUGGUUCAUUGCAUUUUAACAUUACGGAAGAUAUGUUACGUGGCAUAUUUGAGCCAUUCGGAAAGAUAGAUGUCAUCCAAUUGAUUAUGGAUACCGAAACAGGACGCUCAAAGGGCUAUGGUUUUAUAACGUAUCACAAUGCAGACGAUGCCAAAAAAGCUUUGGAGCAAUUAAACGGUUUCGAAUUGGCUGGACGACCCAUGAAAGUGGGCAAUGUGACUGAACGUUUGGACAUGAAUACCACAUCAUUGGACACAGAUGAAAUGGAUCGCACUGGCAUUGAUCUGGGUGCUACUGGACGCUUGCAGCUAAUGUUUAAACUGGCCGAAGGUGCUGGUUUAGCAGUGCCGCAGGCAGCUGCGAAUGCCUUAUUGGCCACUGCUCCGCAACCGGCACCAGUGCAACAGCAACAACAAACACCAUCUAUAGCCACACAGUGUUUUAUACUAUCGAAUAUGUUUGAUCCGGCUACAGAGACAAAUACCACUUGGGAUAGCGAAAUACGGGAUGAUGUGCUGGAAGAGUGUGCCAAGCAUGGCGGCGUCUUACACAUACAUGUCGAUACGGCAUCCAGCACUGGGACUGUCUAUGUGAAAUGUCCAAGCACCACAACUGCUGUCUUGGCUGUGAAUGCUCUGCAUGGACGUUGGUUUGCCGGACGAGUUAUUACGGCCGCUUAUGUUCCAUUAAUCAAUUAUCACUCAAUGUUUCCGGACUCCAUUGGUGCCGUCAAUUUGAUAGCAUCAACGCGUAAAAAUGCCGACGAUUGAUCAUGAUGAUGGUGAUUCAAUUCAAGAUACGCAAAUUUAUUGUUAUAAUUCGUUACACAAAAAACAAAAACAAACAAAAACCAAAACAAAAGCAACAAAAUUUCAACAAAAAAAAAACCAUAAUUUUUUUUAGAAAUUUUUUCUUUUUUUAAAGACAUUUUUCAAUGUAAGCUAAACAGAAAUUGGGCACAUAUUGAAAUACAAAAAAUCUUAAUAUACAUAUAUAUAUAUAUACAAAUAUAUAUACCAACAUAUAUUAAUUAGGCAUUCCUAAUCAAAGCCAAAAUGCUAAUACAUUGGUGUUUCUCUUUCUUUCCUUUUUUUCUAAAAACUUAAAAACCUUAAACACAUUGUGCGAAUAUAUAUGUAUAAAAAAUAUAUAUAGAGUACAUUUACAAAGAAUAUUUUAAAAACCGCCUAAAUGCAGAUUGUAAAAACCAUCCAAAAAAUCUUUUUGUAGAAAUUUCAAAAAGUAUUUAAUCAAAAAUAAAAAUUGAUAUCAAAAAAUCAAAA